AUUUCACAGUCCACUUUGACCUAUUGUUUUACUGUUCACUGGAAGCCAUGAUAAUAUUCUUCUUAGUUUUUCUUGGAUUACUGGUUCUUGCAAAGUUCUUGUAUAAAUCAUGGUGGUAUCCAAUUUCCCUACAAAAUUUGAUGAAAUCACAAGGAAUUAGAGGUCCAUCUUACAAGUUUCCAAAUGGGAAUGACACAGAAAUUAGAGACAUGGAAAUGAAAUCAAACACUGGUCCCAUGGAGCUAACACAUGAAAUAUUCCCCAGGUUACAGCCUCAUUUCUACUCAUGGAUCAAACUAUAUGGAAGGAUUUUUCUUUUUUGGCAUGGUUCUCACCCAGAAUUGGUUGUAACUGAUGUUGACUUGAUCAAAGAAAUUCUUAGCAACAAGGAGGGUUCAUUUCUUCAGCAUAAACUUGCUGGUCCUUUAGAGGAUUUAUUUGGGGAUGGACUUCCUUUUUCAGAAGGUCAGAAAUGGUCUAAACUUAGAAAAGUGGCUGAAAUUGCUUUCCAUGCACAAAGCUUGAAGGACAUGGUUCCAACAAUCAUUGGAAGUGUGGAAGAAAUGUUGAAAACAUGGAAAUCUUAUGAAGGUAAAGAGAUUGAAGUGUACGAAGAAUUCAGGCAGUUGAGCUCAGAGAACAUCGCAAAAACUGCUUUUGGAAGCUGCUACUUGGAGGGGAAGCAUAUUUUCCAAAGAUUGGACAGAUUAUCUAUCCUCGUUUACAUGAACAUCGGAAAGACAAGGAUUCCUGGAAUCGAUAAAAUUUUCAGGACAUCUGAGGAUAAAGAAUCAGACAAGCUCGGAGAAGCUCUUCGUGAGUCGUUCAUGUUAUUGAUAAGGGAAAGAGAAGAUAAUGUCAAGACAGGACAAGCAGAGAGCUAUGGAAGUGAUUUUCUUGGAUCACUCUUGAAGGCUCAUCAUGAUUCUGAUGUGAAAACAAGGAUCUCAGUGGCCGACAUCAUCGAUGAAUGUAAAACAUUCUAUUUUGCUGGGCAUGAACCAACAACUAUUGUACUAAGUUGGGUUGUUCUUCUCCUAGCAAUCAACCCUGAUUGGCAACAGAAGGCAAGAAAGGAAGUACUUGAACUCUUCGGCCAAGAAAAUCCAAAGACAGAUGGCAUUUCAAAACUAAAGAUUCUAGGAAUGAUAAUAAAUGAGACUCUGAGGCUUUAUCCACCGGCGUUAUAUAUCAUGAGAAGUGUUACAAGAAAAGCAAGACUGGGAGAAUUUACACUUCCAGCAGGAAUUGACUUGCACAUUCCCCCUUUAUCAGUUCACAAGAACCGUGAAGUAUGGGGAGAAGAUGCUCACAUUUUUAAUCCAGACAGAUUUGCUGAAGGUGUGUCUAAAGCAACAAGGGACCAGUUGAUGGCUUUCUUAGCCUUCGGAUUUGGUCCUCGAAAAUGUGUUGGCUCGAGUUUUGCAGUUAUGGAGAUCAAGAUAGCACUUUCUAUGAUCUUGCAGCGUUACAAGUUCACUCUUUCACCAAAUUACAAUCACUUGCCCACUGUGAUCCUCAACCUCCGCCCUAAACACGGAGUCCAGAUCAUGCUUCAUCCACUGCAAAAUUAUUAAAUGUUGAAUUGUAUUGUAUCGUUACUUUAAAAUGUUUGUUUCUAUUGUUAUUUUGAACGUCGUAUUAUAUUGUUAAAUGCAUCAAUGAAAAGUCCCAUUUA
Lycium barbarum (goji berry) is the source of this 1678-nucleotide messenger RNA. Its product is annotated as cytochrome P450 CYP749A22-like. Gene Ontology annotation, molecular function: heme binding; oxidoreductase activity, acting on paired donors, with incorporation or reduction of molecular oxygen; iron ion binding. The coding region runs from base 48 to 1577 and encodes 509 amino acids. Lineage: Eukaryota; Viridiplantae; Streptophyta; Magnoliopsida; Solanales; Solanaceae. The record is from RefSeq and is a predicted model, not a curated record. The transcript is spliced from 5 exons.